Molecule: messenger RNA, 4597 nt
Organism: Dryobates pubescens (Downy woodpecker)
Lineage: Eukaryota; Metazoa; Chordata; Aves; Piciformes; Picidae
Gene: DNM1
Product: dynamin 1
Exons: 23
Coding region: 119-2677 (852 amino acids)
Cellular component (GO): microtubule; cytoplasm; membrane
Molecular function (GO): GTP binding; GTPase activity; microtubule binding
Source: RefSeq, a predicted model, not a curated record
GCCCGUGCCCGUGCCCAGCGGCCGGAGAAGCGACAGCCGGGCAACCCGCCAGCGAGGGCGAGGGAAGGAGUAGUAGUGUGAGCUCGCCCGUGCGAGGAGCUGGUGCUGAGCCGCAGCCAUGGGGAACCGCGGGAUGGAGGAUCUCAUCCCGCUGGUCAACCGGCUGCAGGACGCGUUCGCCGCCAUCGGGCAGAAUGCCAACCUCGACCUGCCGCAGAUCGCCGUGGUGGGGGGGCAGAGCGCCGGCAAGAGCUCCGUGCUGGAGAAUUUCGUCGGGAGGGACUUCCUGCCACGUGGAUCUGGCAUCGUAACCAGGCGCCCGCUGGUCCUGCAGCUGGUGAAUGCCAGCACAGAAUAUGGUGAGUUCCUACACUGCAAAGGGAAGAAAUUCACUGACUUUGAGGAGGUUCGUUUGGAAAUUGAGGCUGAAACAGAUCGUGUCACUGGCUCCAACAAAGGGAUCUCCCCUGUGCCCAUCAAUCUUCGAGUCUACUCUCCCCAUGUCCUGAACCUAACCUUGGUAGAUCUACCGGGUAUGACAAAAGUCCCAGUGGGAGACCAGCCCCCUGACAUCGAGUUUCAGAUCCGAGACAUGCUCAUGCAGUUUGUCACCAAAGAGAACUGCCUCAUCCUGGCAGUCUCCCCAGCCAACUCCGACCUGGCUAAUUCUGAUGCCCUGAAGAUCGCCAAGGAGGUGGAUCCGCAAGGGCAGCGCACUAUCGGAGUCAUCACCAAGCUGGACCUCAUGGAUGAGGGAACUGAUGCGCGAGACGUGCUAGAGAACAAAUUACUGCCCCUGCGCAGGGGUUACAUUGGUGUAGUCAACAGGAGUCAGAAGGACAUUGAUGGCAAGAAGGACAUCCAGGCAGCUCUGGCUGCAGAGAGAAAAUUUUUUCUCUCCCACCCAGCCUACAGACACAUGGCUGACCGCAUGGGGACCCCCUACCUGCAGAAAGUACUGAACCAGCAAUUGACCAACCACAUCCGUGACACCCUGCCAGGGCUGCGGAACAAGCUCCAAAGCCAACUCCUCUCCAUUGAGAAGGAGGUGGAAGAGUACAAAAGCUUCCGACCUGAUGACCCUGCUCGCAAGACCAAAGCUCUGCUCCAGAUGGUCCAGCAGUUUGCUGUGGACUUUGAGAAACGUAUUGAAGGCUCUGGAGACCAAAUUGAUACCUAUGAGCUGUCAGGAGGAGCGAGGAUUAACCGCAUCUUCCAUGAACGCUUCCCCUUUGAACUGGUGAAGAUGGAGUUUGACGAGAAGGAGCUGCGGCGGGAGAUCAGCUACGCCAUCAAGAACAUCCACGGCAUCAGAACCGGUCUCUUCACGCCCGACAUGGCCUUUGAGACCAUUGUGAAAAAGCAGGUGAAGAAGAUUAAAGAGCCUUGCCUGAAAUGCGUGGACAUGGUCAUUUCGGAGUUAAUCAAUACCGUUAGACAGUGCACCAAGAAGCUCAGCCAGUACCCUCACCUGCGUGAGGAGAUGGAGAGGAUUGUGACCACCCACAUCCGCGAGAGGGAGGGCAGGACCAAGGACCAGGUCAUGCUCCUGAUAGACAUCGAGCUGGCUUACAUGAACACAAACCAUGAGGAUUUCAUUGGCUUUGCCAAUGCUCAGCAGAGAAGCAGCCAGAUGAGCAAGAAGAAGGCAGCUGGCAACCAGGAUGAGAUCCUGGUCAUCCGAAAGGGCUGGCUCACCAUCAACAACAUUGGGAUUAUGAAAGGUGGCUCCAAGGAGUAUUGGUUUGUCCUGACAGCAGAGAACCUUUCCUGGUACAAGGAUGAUGAGGAGAAGGAGAAGAAGUAUAUGUUACCAGUGGAUAACCUGAAACUGCGAGAUGUUGAGAAGGGCUUCAUGUCCAGCAAGCACAUCUUUGCUCUCUUCAACACUGAACAGAGGAAUGUUUACAAGGACUACCGGCAGCUGGAGCUGGCCUGUGAGACCCAGGAGGAGGUGGAUAGCUGGAAGGCUUCCUUCCUUCGUGCAGGAGUCUACCCAGAGCGUGUUGGGGACAAGGACAAAGCCAGUGAAGCAGAGGAGAAUGGAUCAGACAGUUUCAUGCACUCCAUGGACCCUCAGCUGGAGAGACAAGUGGAAACGAUCCGCAACCUGGUGGAUUCCUACAUGGCAAUUGUCAACAAAACCAUCAGAGACCUCAUGCCGAAGACAAUCAUGCACCUCAUGAUAAACAAUACCAAGGACUUUAUCCACUCAGAGCUGCUGGCCAACCUGUACUCCUGUGGUGACCAGAACACACUGAUGGAGGAGUCUGCAGAGCAGGCCCAGCGGCGUGAUGAGAUGCUGCGCAUGUACCACGCCCUGAAAGAAGCCCUCAACAUCAUCGGGGACAUCAACACCAGCACCAUCAGCACCCCCAUGCCCCCACCGGUGGACGACUCCUGGCUGCAGGUGCAGAGCGUACCGUCCGGACGCAGGUCUCCUACAUCCAGCCCCACGCCACAGAGGAGGGCUCCCGCAGUUCCCCCUGCCAGACCUGGGUCUCGAGGCCCAGCUCCUGGACCACCUCCUGCUGGUGGGUCCACCCUGGGUGGUGCCCCCCCUGUGCCCUCCAGGCCAGGUGCCUCUCCUGAUCCCUUUGGGCCCCCACCUCAGGUUCCUUCUCGGCCUAAUCGUGCUCCUCCUGGUGUUCCCAGAAUCACUAUCAGUGACCCCUGAGGACUGGCAGCCACGCAGAAGGGGCCCUGCCUCACCUACACGACCCACCAUAAUCCGACCGGCUGAACCGUCCCUCUUAGAUUUAUAACUCAAGGCUGUAGACAGCUGGCGCCGAAUGCUGUGCUGGCAGCUUCCCCAUUCCACCCUCCCUGCCACAGCCACUGUCACUCCUCUCAUCCAUCCCACACCUCUGCCUCCUGCCACCCCUUCCUGGUGUGUUGUACAGCCCCAGCCUAGCGAUCGAGCUCUUCGUCUCCACUCGUGCGUCCUGUAUUGCUUUGUGAGCCUAGAGUAGCCUUGUUCUGUGGCAUGGAUCCCUGCAGUGCACAGGCUCCUUGGAGACAGCAGCCACAGGGGUAUCUUAAGUGCAAGUGGUGGCUGUCUGUCCAGUAACUUCAUCUGCCUGGUCUAGCCUAGAUAAGUGUCCUGCCUGCACCAGUUAGCUGUAGCACCUGGGACUGAGCUGUAGCUAUUUUCUCAUAGUUAAGACAAAGGUGUGACUUAGACAAAAAGCCCCACGCCAUAAUGUGACAUUGUUAGGAACAGGUUCGAUGUUCUCUGUGUUAGUUUGACUUCUGAGGUGCAAAAAUUCACACUGGGAACAGUGCAAUCAACCUUCUAUCAAAGUUGGGCAGGGAGAUGGAGCAGGGGGAGUUUAGUCCUGCUAGAACAAAGGCUGAGUGCCUGCACCAGAGGUCUCACAUGUGAGGCGCUGGCUCCUGCCAGCGGUUGUCUUACAUCAUCAUUUUUGGCUGACUUUCCUGAACCCAGCAGGGAGAGGGGAAUAGGUACACUGCUCCCCCCUUGCAGCCAGCCAGCCAAACGUUUUCAGAGUUUGCUGUGUGGGUUUUGGUGGAAAUAUUUCUGCUCCAAGCACGUCCCUCAGUGUUCCUGAGUGCUGUGGUGACUGCUACCCUAAGCCUUUUCUUCUUGCAUGUGGAUGGUACCUGUUAGGGAAACUUAUAACUGUUGUUGACUGCACCUCAUCUUCUUAAGGUUUGGGUUUUGCUUUUCAUGCUACGCGUGUUAAAAAAAAAACACCAAACAACUUGAGAAUUCAAACUCUGUCUCCCCUGCACAUCUCAGGUGUUCUGUCUCUGCCAGAGCUGAAUGAGCCACCUCUGUCACAGGCUUUCAGCCCAGCCUGAUUCACAUCAAAGAUCCCUUUCUUAAGUGCUGUUCUUGAUUUCUGUUGUGGAUCCUCUGUUGUUCUGAUGCCAGUUCCUUUCUGUAUUUUAACUACUGUUUUACCACUUCUCCCCCUUUCCCUUUUCCUCUUUUUCUUUGUUUUUCUUGUCUCUAAACUCCAGCCGGCCGGGUAAGGCCAGUCCCUCCCGCCCGGAGAGCCCCAAGCCACCAUUUGACCUGUAGGCCUGCUCCCUCUGAGACUCUUUGCCUGCCUCUUAGCUGUUCUGUCCUGGAAUGGUCUGAUGCGAACCUCACACAUGGCUUUUCUGUCUGUAUCUUGUGACACACACAUAUCAGCUGUGAUUGUAGUGAAACUGGGUUUGGUUUUCUUUUUUUUUCUCCCAGCAGCUUAAAGGAGUUAAACAAAUAUAUUGUAGUAAUGAGAAACAUAUCUGUACUGUUAUAAAUAUCUAUAAAUAUAUAUAUAUAAGAUGAAAAAUCUAUAUAUGUCCAGGUGUUUAAAGCCAUUUGUGCUUCCAUGUGGAUCUUAGGAAAUAAGUAGGGGAAGAAUAUCUAUAGACUUAUACAUCCCCACCUCCAGAAGGUAACCAAAUCCUGGUGUUGCAUUUUUGAGCUGAUUGUUAAAUUCUCUGCUGUGUGCAGUUGGGUUAUUAUUGUACUGCCCCCGACUUGUGGGUGAACUGUGUCAGUGCUGGUAGUAGCUGUGAUGCAGUUUGUGAUCUACCUGUCACUCUUGUUUAUUGGAUGAAAUAAACUCUCAUUUCUGUACAA